This is a messenger RNA of Emys orbicularis (European pond turtle), 1080 nucleotides long. It is a transcript of the gene NUDCD3, whose product is annotated as NudC domain containing 3. The record is from RefSeq and is a predicted model, not a curated record. Gene Ontology annotation, cellular component: cytoplasm. Bases 1 to 1080 code for a protein of 359 amino acids. The transcript is spliced from 6 exons. Lineage: Eukaryota; Metazoa; Chordata; Testudines; Emydidae. Gene Ontology annotation, biological process: protein folding.
AUGGACCUGGCUCCUGCCAUGACCGACAUGUACGACCAGGCGCUGCUGGGCAUCCUGCAGCACGUGGGCAACGUCCAGGAGUUCCUCGGCGUCCUCUUCGGCUUCCUCUACCGCAAGACGGACUUCUACCGCCUCCUGCUGCGGCCGGACGACCGGCUGGGCUUCCCGCCCGGGGUGGCGCAGACCAUGGCCCUCAAGGCAUUCAAGAACUUUGAACACCUGGCCCGUCAGGAUGAUGAGAAGAGGCAGCGGGAGCUUGUGGAGAAGAUGAGGAAAAGGGAGGAGGAAGUGGCAGCGGAGAGGAUGAAAGUGCCUGCUGUAGCUCAGGAAGUUGAGAUCCACUCGGCACCAGAGCCAGUCCCUGGCCCAGAUGAUGGGGCUGCCACCAGGCCUCAAGAGCCCACUGCAGCAGAGGAGACAGCUGAAGCGGCGGACAGCUCUGCGGCCGCAGAGCCACCAGGAGCAGCUGCCCCAGUGGAGUCCCAGCCAUCAGCAUUGCCCAAGAAGCAGGAGCAGUUCCAGACCAACCCUGACAGUUACAAUGGAGCCGUGCGAGAGAACUACGCCUGGUCCCAAGACUACAGCGACCUGGAGAUUAAAGUGCCGGUGCCCAAGCACAUUGUGAAAGGCAGGCAGGUGUCGGUGGAUCUCAGCAGCAGCUCAAUUCGCGUGGCCGUGCUGGAGGGGAGCAGCCAGCGUGUCCUCGUGGAAGGGAGACUCACCCACAAGAUCAACACGGAGAGUUCCCUAUGGAGUCUGGAACCAGGGAAAUGCAUCUUGAUCAACCUGAACAAGGUGGGGGAGUACUGGUGGAGUGCCAUCCUGGAGGGAGAGGAGCCGAUAGACAUCGAUAAGAUCAACAAGGAGCGUUCGAUGGCCACGGUGGACGAAGAGGAGCACGCCGUGCUGGACAGACUGACUUUCGACUACCACCAGAAACUGCAGGGCAAGCCCCAGAGCCAUGAGCUGAAGGUGCACGAGAUGCUGAAGAAGGGCUGGGACGUGGAAGGCUCCCCGUUCCGGGGCCAGAAGUUCGACCCCGCCAUGUUCAACAUCUCCCCUGGGGCCGUGCAGUUUUGA